AUGGCCCCACACGCGGGUACCCGCGCUGCUCAACCGGGCACGUCAUCUGGGCUUGGUAUGCACUUUUCCAGCCCGCGGAAACUCAGAGACAAGCAAAAAACUCAGGUACUUGUUGAAGUGCCAGGUCAGGAGGCUAAACAGCGCCAGUUGCUCGCAAAGAUGGCCAGUUUACUCGCAGGUUCAGCGAAGCCUAAAGAAACUUCACCUGUCCUGGCAGAGACGGAAGCGGACACGGCAGUCCUCGAGGAAAAUGCUAACGAGGCUUGGGAAGACAUCCUUGAGCCUCACGACAAUUGUUCUCCCCAACCUGCCUCACAAUCCACACCGAGUCGUCGUACCCAGCCUGAUCUCACAUCUACUCGCUUGUAUGACGGCUGGAAAACACUUAUUCCUACCCUGGUCGAGACCCAACUAGACUACACUGCAAGGACGCUAGGAGCACCUCUCGAACGAACACCCAAAGUUUUGUCUUUGUGCAGCUCGCACACAUGUGCACAAAAACGCACACCUAUUACCUGUCUCUUUUUUGACUCAGGAGAUUCACCACAUUUUUACGACCCUUCUUAUUUCCUCUUGAAGGUGCAGGUCGACGCUAUUGGUCAUCACAUCAGUCGAAGUCACAAGUCCCCGCCUAAGCUGCAUAUAUCACAUGUGCCAAAUGAGGCGAUUGAUCUGUGUGAAAACUCCUACGAGGCAGCGGAUGGCAAGAAGCAGAAGGCCGCCAUGGAUAGCUUCAAUGACACAGGACUCAUGGUGCUGAUUUGCCGCCACGACAUUCCCUUAUUUUUUGCCAAUAUCGACAAUCCUGGCGAGCAACAAAAGUAUUCAGUUGCGUUAAUCAACCAUCUCUUUUCAUUAUUGCCACGGAGUGCCACCGUCAUCACCCUCUAUGAUGUGGGAUGUGUCUUAUCACGGUCGUUAAAUCAGUAUGACAUCUUGCCAAACUCUAUCCUACAGCACUUACGGUUUGCAACUACGGCCAUGCAUGCCUAUGGUCAUGAAUGGGCUUGUCAGCUCGUUUAUAACCCGUGGAUGAUCAUUGGUCUAGGCCUGUCCGAUGGAGAGGGGAUGGAGAGACUCUGGUCGAGGUUCGUUCGAUUGAUAGGCAUACAGCGGUCAUCUUCUAGGCAACGUCGUCUGUGGCUGAUUGAUCGACAUGCUAGAGCCAUUGGACUUGAGAUGCGUGCUGACCUUGGGGAAUGGAUCAGGCGCCGACUCAGGCGUGGCGUGGAGGAUCAAGGCACAGAUGCCUGA
Messenger RNA from Suillus fuscotomentosus, 1254 nucleotides. RefSeq lists its product as uncharacterized. Bases 1 to 1254 code for a protein of 417 amino acids. The record is from RefSeq and is a predicted model, not a curated record. Lineage: Eukaryota; Fungi; Basidiomycota; Agaricomycetes; Boletales; Suillaceae. The transcript is spliced from 4 exons.